This is a messenger RNA of Auanema sp. JU1783, 474 nucleotides long. The record is from the annotation of a GenBank genome assembly. NCBI's taxonomy places the organism in Eukaryota, Metazoa, Nematoda, Chromadorea, Rhabditida, Rhabditidae.
AUGCUCCAGAUUUCCAACUCAGAUCUGAGGAAGGAGAUUAUACAAGUUGCCAAAGAUAGUCCAGAGGCUACUCUAAUCUGCCCUGAUGCUUUUGUUCAUGAAGACACAUUAGCUGAUACCUCUCCAGAUUUUGAGAUUGGUCCAGGGGGUCCUCCUAGUUCCAUUCGAAGUGUCUUGAAGAUGACACUCAAUAGGAAUAACUUACCAGAGAAAAUUGACAGAUUGUCUUUCUCAACUGGAUUCAAAGAGGAUAGCGAUCAAUCAGAGCUUUACUUUAAAACCAGUCAUUUUGCUCAUGACUUUGGUCUAGGAUUCAUCACUAAGAAAGAUGCUACCAAUGCUGCUGCCGCUGCAAAUGCAAUAGAUGUUAAGCUGAGAUCCAUUAGUAGAAAACCCUAUUCCAAUGAUUAUGGUCAUAUGAAAAUGUCCCCAGAUGAUAUCAUAAGGGUGAGAGAAGCAGAAAAACCUGGCUGA